This is a messenger RNA of Aspergillus nidulans FGSC A4, 1221 nucleotides long. RefSeq lists its product as uncharacterized. The record is from RefSeq and is a predicted model, not a curated record. NCBI's taxonomy places the organism in Eukaryota, Fungi, Ascomycota, Eurotiomycetes, Eurotiales, Aspergillaceae. Gene Ontology annotation, molecular function: hydrolase activity. The transcript has 2 exons. The coding region runs from base 1 to 1221 and encodes 406 amino acids.
AUGCCUCCGUCUCCUGACCUCCAGGGCCCGUCACUUCGAGACGACCCGGUCAAAGGCCAGAUCUGGGUCUCCAAGUUCACCACAUCGAAGCCUACUCAGGAUACCUCGCGAGAGCUACUGCUUUCUUUGAUCGACCAGCUGAACGAGAGAAAUGUCCCUUAUGACCGGCCUGACUCGGCCUCGCUGGAAUUCGAAUGGCUCGGUUACCGUCACGAUGCGAAGAAAGACACCCCCAAACCGACCUCACUCUCCGAGAGCGAGAAAUUCCAGAAACUCAACGCGGAGACAAAAGGUACACUAACUAUCCUCUAUAUUUACGGCGGCACCUUUGCUUUGAAUACACCAUCCUGCUAUCCUCGAACAACAUCGUUCCUCGCCAAAGAGACUGGUGCAAAAGUGCUGAUGGUCCAUCAGCGACUCGCACCGCAGAACCCCUUCCCAGCCGCCCUUCUCGAUAUCUUUCAGGCGUACCUAACACUGCUCGCGCCCCCACCUAAUUCACCUCACGCCGCGGUCCCGCCAGGCUCGAUCCUCCUUCGUCUGAGACGCAAUGGCCGAUCAAUCGUCUUCCAUGGCCACACCGUUGAACCUGUCAUGCCCGCCGGAAUAGCCGUGGUCAGUCCCGCAACGGAUCUUUCCGCCUCGCUGCCCUCUUUCGUAUCGAAUGCGAAGACAGAUAUUUUCCAACUGCCACACGAAACGCUCCCGUACCUUCUUCCGGGCUAUCCCACCUGCCAGCUCUGGCCGACAAGCCCUCCUCGCGCGAACCUCUACUGCCAGCCGGGUAUGCUUGCGCAUCCUCUCGCCAGCCCUGCUGGCUCAGGUGACUGGACUGGGUGCUGCCCUAUCUGGAUGGCCUCAGGUCAGGAGCAAAGUAUCGACGCGGUACUAUUAAUCGCACAGGUAGCCCAUUCGCAGGGCGUCUCGGUUACCCUUCAGGAAUACGAAGCCAUGCCGCAUACAUUCUUUUUUACAUUCCGCGAUGCUCCACAGACAAAGAUGGUCUUUGCCGAAUGGGCACGUGCUAUACUAGGCUUCGCAAAGGGAGUGAGGCAUCCUUCUAGUUUCUGCUUCAUCCGUGCCAAGGGAUUGAUUGCACAAACUAGGCCCGCAGAGAAUCUGGUGCCGUUCACUGUAUCCCAGGCGCGGGAAAUGAUGUGGGUGAAGAGUCAGCGCCAUAAGCUCCCUGCCCACUUCCGGGAAGGCCGAUCCAAUCUGUAG